ACCCGUCAACCGGAAGUACUUAUUUCAUCUUGCCAGUUUAAGAGCGGUGAAAAUCAAAACAACGCCUUUGAAACGCUUUUAUUUGAUAGCGUUUACAGAUAGAGUUCUCAAAUAUCAGCUGCUAUUUUCUAGAUGGCGUUGGAAACUUGUCCUAAGGACCUCCGCCAUUUGCGGGCAUGUCUUCUGUGCUCUCUUGUGAAGACUAUUGACCAGUUUGAAUAUGAUGGCUGUGACAACUGUGAGUCGUACCUUCAGAUGAAGGGGAAUCGAGAGAUGGUCUAUGAGUGUACAAGUUCCUCGUUUGAUGGGGUCAUAGCUCAGAUGAGCCCUGAGGACAGCUGGGUGGCUAAGUGGCAAAGAAUAAGUAACUUCAAGCCUGGUGUCUAUGCUGUGACGGUGACAGGGCGGUUACCUCCAGGGGUGGUGCGAGAGCUGAAGAGCAGAGGAGUGAUCUACAAAUCCAGAGACACCGCUGUCAAGACAUAAGCCUGAUCAUUACCUCUCUCUACACGGGGACAGGCGGUCAUCUUCAGCACAGCUUCACGGUGCAACAACACAUCCAUAAACACAGUCUGUGGAGACUGAUGUCGUUAAUGUUCUGUUUGCCAAACACAAGUGCAAAGUCUGAUUUUCAUUAUGUGUAACAUCUCAUAGACCUGUCUUGUUUAAUUUGGGUAAUGUGUCGAUUUUUGUUUUCAAUGGGAUGGGUUCACUCUGCUAGAAUAGACAUUCUCAUAUUAUGCUAUAAUUAAAACUUUGAAAAAAUUUGUAUUUACAAACCCGGAGUGUAUUUAUCAUAAUAAACUCUAAAGUUGUUUUUAUAAAAAAUGUAA
This is a messenger RNA of Salvelinus sp. IW2-2015, 833 nucleotides long. RefSeq names its product SPT4 homolog, DSIF elongation factor subunit (gene supt4h1). Gene Ontology annotation, cellular component: DSIF complex; nucleus. Gene Ontology annotation, biological process: regulation of transcription elongation by RNA polymerase II; transcription elongation-coupled chromatin remodeling. NCBI's taxonomy places the organism in Eukaryota, Metazoa, Chordata, Actinopteri, Salmoniformes, Salmonidae. The record is from RefSeq and is a predicted model, not a curated record. Gene Ontology annotation, molecular function: zinc ion binding; RNA polymerase II complex binding.